UUUUCAUUGCACAAGCUGUUCCAUUUCUACUUGGGAUUUUCCCCUGUUUUUGGGGUUUUUCUGGUUUAUACCUUUAUCCUUUCUCCAUUACUUUUAAUAGGGGAAAAGGGAAGCAUAGAUGUUCCCAGGAGUGACAGGAAUGGAAAACACAAGGUGUUUGAUAAAGUAUUUUCUGCCCUUUUUGUUCAGCUUCCAAACAAGCUUCAAAAUCAUCUUAAGUCACAGCUCGAUAAGUUAGCAAAAGAUAACGAUGAAUUAAAAUCUGAGAACCCUUCUUUUGGGGAAGAGAAGGGCCCAUCUGCUGGAUCGAGUGUCGAUCUCGAGAAACAAUUGCAAGCUUGGAGAGAAAAUCCUUCAUGGGACAAUCAACCUCCUGAAAUUAAGGUCGGUGUACCGAAAGGUUCUCUAUGCAGCCUUAAGACAAAACUUGAUGUCGGGUUGCCCCCGGAUGCAGUGUAUGAUAUUUUAACUGAUCCUGAUAGCAAGAGAAUUUUCAAGAACAUUAAGGAAGUGAUAUCUAGAAAGGUACUAGUUGAUGAAGGACAAAGGCAGUUGGUUGAGGUGGAGCAAGCAGCUUUGUGGAGAUUCCUUUGGUGGUCAGGGACCAUUUCUGUUCGUGUUCUUGUGGAUCAAAACCGAGAAGAUCACUCGAUGAAAUUCAAACAAGUAAACACGGGAUUCAUGAAGAAGUUUGAAGGUAGGUGGAGAAUAGAGCCUGUUUUUGUGGAUGAGGAAAUCUGUUAUCCUUUCAAACCUAAAACGUUGGCUGAGUAUUGUUCGUGCAGUGGCGGCAAAGGAAGGAUCGGGUCAAAGGUGAACUUGGACCAACUGGUUCAACCAGCCAUUGCCCCUCCCCCACCCAUUUCUUGGUAUCUAAGGGGAAUAACUGCCAAGACCACUGAAAUGCUGAUAAAUGAUCUACUUGCUGAAGCUGCUAGACUCACGGGUGGCCAUCGACCUGUCUCCGAAAACUCGAAGGAGCGUAGAUUAUCUAACAAAAGAAACGAGGAUGACCCGGUUGAGCACAUAUGCAACAUUAAAGAAAGAUGGAGCCUACAUAGGAGAAACACAAAGCAGCAUCGUAAGAAGCUUUUGAAUGCAGAAUCAUUUUGAUUGGUUCAGUUUCAUCUGUAGUCUGUUG
This is a messenger RNA of Hibiscus syriacus, 1141 nucleotides long. RefSeq lists its product as uncharacterized. Lineage: Eukaryota; Viridiplantae; Streptophyta; Magnoliopsida; Malvales; Malvaceae. The transcript has 6 exons. The annotation marks the transcript as partial. The record is from RefSeq and is a predicted model, not a curated record.